UACUCCGAUCCUGCUCCAUCGAUCGCAUCACAUCGCAAAAUUAAAUAGACACCGAGGACACGCUUAAAUAUAGAUGUUCGCCUCUUCUAAAGAAUGAGGAUGGCUGGAGCCAGCGUUGUCCAUCGCGAGCAGUAUCGUCCAGCCGAUAACUAUAACCUCGAUAACAAGAGAGCAACAUGAGGUUAUAUGCUCUUCUUGCGGACAUCGCCGUCCUCAUCUCCCUGCUUGCCAUCCCACUCAAUGCCGGGUUGGCUCUCCUCCCUCGCAAUGAUACGGCAAACGAUAUCAUCACAGCAAUUGAGGAUGCAGUAGACUGCACGGCAUGUGAAUCCCUCCUCGUCCUCCUCCAAGGCCUUGCGCACCUAGGCAACGAUGCUUUUGUUGGCGCGAUCACCGAUGUCUGUGUCGGUCUGCAGUUAGAAGAUUCUGACGUCUGCUCUGGUGCAAUCUCCCGUGAAGGUCCCAUCCUGGCACAUGAUCUGCGCUCUUUGACAGUCGGCACAAAGACAGCACAAUUGUUCUGCAGCACCGUAUUCGGACUAUGCGAUUAUCCUGAAGUUACCGAGUACCAGGUGCCCUUCCCAGUCGAAAACAGUACAGUCGUUCGACCAUCUGUGAGCGGCGAGACUCCUCUUCAGAUCGUCCAGAUCAGUGAUAUUCACGUUGAUCGGUUCUACGAGACCGGGGCCAACUGGAACUGCACCAAGAAUAUUUGCUGCCGUUCGUAUACAGCGGCAGAUGCUCCCGGAAACACAUCUUAUCCGGCAGGGCCAUAUGGCAACCAUGAAUGUGACUCGCCCCCCAGCCUCGAGGAAAGUCUGUACAACGCGAUCACGGACAUAGUUCCUGAUGCCGCAUUCACACUAUUCACCGGAGACGUAGUCGAAGGUGCAGUAUGGAUGACAACCGAGACAGAAGUGACCAACGAUCUCAACAAUGCUUAUAGCAAGAUGCAGUCCAUGUUGCGGAAUCAGUCGGUGUAUGGAGCGGUUGGUAACCACGAUUCCAAUCCCGUGAACAGUUUCCCUCCCUCUGCGGUGAGCACGACAAUGAGCAGUCAAUGGGUAUAUGAUACUUUGUCAAACCUCUGGAGCACCUGGAUUGGCUCGACAGAUGCUGCAAGAGCGGACACGAACUCGGGAGCGUACUCGGUGCGGUAUCCAAAUGGCAACCUGCGAAUCAUCUCCAUCAACACGAAUAUGUACUAUAAGGAGAAUUUUUGGCUAUACGAAGCUACCAUGGAGAGAGAUCCUAGUGGUCAGCUAGCUUGGUUGGUUGGUGAGCUUCAGGCAGCUGAGGAUGCAGGCGAGCGCGUGUAUAUCAUCGGCCACAUGCCUAUGGGGUCUGGCGACGCUCUCCAUGACGGGUCCAACUAUUUCAAUCAAAUUGUGAACCGGUACCAAGCUACCAUUGCUGCGCAAUUCUACGGCCACACUCACAAGGACGAAUUCGAGAUUGCGUAUAGCAACUAUUCCUCUCGAAUAGCCGACAAUGCAGUCGCCAUGUCUUACGUCGCUCCAGCGCUGACGCCAACCAGCGGCAACCCUGCCUUUCGGGUCUUCACCGUCGAUCCUGUGACCUUUGGCAUCCUCGACAUGAUAACAUAUAUCACCAACAUGUCUACCAGCACCUAUCAGACAGAUGGCCCCGUAUGGGAGAAGUAUUAUUCAGUCAAAGAGGCCUACGGACCGCUGGUGACGCCGCCGUUGACCGACCCCUCCGCAGAAUUAACUCCCGCCUUCUGGCAUAAUGUGACGGAAGUGCUUGCUAGCAAUUCAAGCACUUUCGACGAGUACUGGGCUCGGAAGUGGAGAGGGUACGACGUGGAUAGCUGCACUGGCUCCUGUGUUACGGAUGAGAUUUGCCAGCUACGUGCGGCAGAAGCACGGUACAACUGCAUCACUGUCACUCCAGGUGUCAGCUUCAAGCGUGAUCUGCACCAGCAUAGCUUGACUGAGGAUGGCCAUGAUCACUGUGAGGGAAGCUUGGCAAAGCGCAUCUUCCAGAAGCUCGCGCGCACAGAGGGCGCGAUGGAGAAGAUCAGGCAGAGAGCAUAACAUUUCCUUCCUUUGCAGUCAGCCAAUCCAGGACCUUCUCCAUCGACAAUUGGAGCUAACUAAAUUUAUUGCAUAUAUUUAUUAUAUCAUAAUCGCCAGUGCACGAGCGUUAAUACCACGAGUCAAUUGAGAGCGGAGGUUUUUC
Molecule: messenger RNA, 2202 nt
Organism: Paecilomyces variotii
Lineage: Eukaryota; Fungi; Ascomycota; Eurotiomycetes; Eurotiales; Thermoascaceae
Product: putative acid sphingomyelinase
Exons: 4
Coding region: 177-2057 (626 amino acids)
Biological process (GO): sphingomyelin catabolic process
Molecular function (GO): sphingomyelin phosphodiesterase activity
Source: RefSeq, a predicted model, not a curated record